Molecule: messenger RNA, 1792 nt
Organism: Chironomus riparius
Lineage: Eukaryota; Metazoa; Arthropoda; Insecta; Diptera; Chironomidae
Source: the annotation of a GenBank genome assembly
AGAGCAUAAAAAUAUUAAACAGCAAACAAAACCUUAGCAACAGCUCUACAAAAAAGACAAUAGACUCAAAACUUAAAUAAAGUUUUUCGAAAGCAAACAUAAAAAUGGGUGCCGAUGCUAAUGCAAAGCAAACGAUUUGCUCAAAAACAGCUGCUCUACUAUCAACAAAGUCACUUACUGUUGACACAAAAAUGAUGCAGGCAGAAGACUCGACAUUGUCAACAUCAAAGACCGAAGAAUUGGUUGAAAAAAUUACAAAUUCAGAGUCACAUGAAGAUGAGUUAAAGAAGUGCCGAGAAAUUGGUUCAAAAGUUCCAGUUAUGCAUGCGGGAGCUGAAAUUGGAACUGAUCCUAAUUAUAAAUUUACAUUCGUUUGGUUCAACACUAUUGGAUUUAUUUUAUUGCACAUUAUUGGAUUUUCUGGUGCAAUUGCUGGAUUAUUUUUAGUAUGCAAGUGGCAGACGUCACUAUAUUCUCUCUGGCUGAUCUAUGCAGCAGGACAGGGUGUAACAAUGGGUGCACACAGACUAUGGAGUCAUCGAGCUUUUAAGGCUAAUCGGUGGCUUAAAAUCUUCUUACUUUACAUGCACACACUUGCAGGUCAAAAUUGCUUGUACGUUUGGGUACGUGAUCAUCGUCAGCAUCACAAAUACAGUGACACCGAUGCUGAUCCUCAUAAUGCUAAUCGUGGCUUCUGGUUCAGUCAUGUUGGCUGGCUUUGUGUAAGGAAGCAUCCAAAAGUGAAAGAAUAUGGCAAGAAGAUUGAUAUGUCGGAUAUGGAAGCUGAUCCCUACAUUAUGUUCCAGAAAAAUCACUACAAACUUCUUUAUACAGUUUUUGCUCUUGGAUUACCGACUGCCAUUCCUAUUUACUGCUGGGGUGAGGGUUUCUGGAUGGCUAUGUGGGUUGCAUAUUUUGGACGAACUAUUAUCAACUUAAAUGUCACGUGGCUUGUCAACAGUGCUGCUCAUCUUUAUGGAACUAGGCCUUUCGAUAAAACAAUCUUCCCAGUUGAGUCAUGGAUGGUCGCCGCUCUAGCAACAGGUGAAGGCUGGCAUAACUAUCAUCAUGCAUUUCCAUGGGAUUAUCGUGCAGCUGAACUUGGAAGUCCACUCAAUUUAACUUGUACUCUUAUCGAUUUUCUUGCUAAAUUCGGAAUUAUUUAUGAUCGACGUGAAGCAACUGCUGCAAUGGUCAAGAACCGUUGCCUACGCACAGGUGACAUGUCUCAUGAAAAGUAUGGAAAUCCAGAAAAAGCUCCAAAGACAACAACAUUGUUCAGCAUCUGGCAUCAUCCAAUUAAUCCAUCAUAUAACUCUGUAGAAAAGCCAGAAAUUAAAAAUCUUCCAGGUAUGGGAUAUGCACUUGUACAAGAAGAACUAGCGUCACGAGAAGUUGACGAGGAAAUUUUGUCAAAAGAAAAUGAAAUUUUAGAAAAAAUUGCGAGCAGCACAGACGAAAAUCUCAAUUAUCAAGACUCAAAUAACAACACAGAUUCACUUUUAACAAAAAGAAACAAAAAUAAAUUAAACAUUAAUGAUGUCUAUGAAGUGCCUUCAAUUCAAUGUGGACUGGCUUACACUACUGUGCCGUAUAAUCCUGAAUAAAAAUAAAACCUUUGAAUUCAUUAGUUAAAUGUGCCUUCUUGAUUCUCUCAAUUCAUGUCAAGUCAUAAAAUGUGAGAGACUUCCUUGAAUUAUCAACUAAGUGAAUUAUGACUAAAUUAAUUUUAAGGCAUUGCGGCUACAAAAUUGAUGAUUAUUUUCAAGAUUUUACAAACUUUUUUUAAAAU